This is a messenger RNA of Sphenostylis stenocarpa, 1089 nucleotides long. The record is from the annotation of a GenBank genome assembly. NCBI's taxonomy places the organism in Eukaryota, Viridiplantae, Streptophyta, Magnoliopsida, Fabales, Fabaceae.
AUGGCCGAAGGAAGCGAAGGAGACAAAGAGAGAAGCAUGAAGCGACUUCUUCUCAUGGUAAACUGUCUCUUACUCGUCAUUGGAACCUCCGGCGGCCCACUCAUAAUGCGUCUUUAUUUCCUCCGCGGCGGCCACCGCGUCUGGCUCUCCAGCUUCCUCGAAACCGCGGGCUUCCCCUUCAUGCUUCUCCCCCUCGCCGUCUCCUAUCUCCGCCGCCGUAGCGCCGCGGCGGAGGCGAGAACCGCCAAACCCAGCCUCAUCUCGAUGAAACCCCCUCUCCUAGCGGCCUCUGUAUUCAUCGGAGUCCUCACCGGCCUCGACGACUACCUCUACGCCUACGGCGUGGCGCGCCUCCCCGUGUCCACGUCAGCUCUCAUCAUCGCCACCCAGCUCGGCUUUACCGCGUUCUUUGCAUUUCUCCUGGUGCGCCAGAAAUUCACCUCGUACUCCGUGAACGCCGUGGUUUUGCUCACGGUCGGCGCCGGCGUGCUGGCGCUCCACACGAGCGGAGACCGCCCCCCCGGCGAGUCCGUUAAGGAGUACGCGAUGGGGUUCGUGAUGACAGUAAUUGCUGCAGCAUUAUACGGCUUCGUGUUACCCUUGGUGGAGAUGGUGUACAAAAAAACCAAACAACCUAUUACCUAUUCUCUUGUCAUGGAGAUUCAGUUUGUCAUGUGUUUCUCCGCUACCGUCUUUUGCGUCAUCGGCAUGAUUAUAAACAACGACUUUAAGGUGAUUCCGAGGGAAGCCAAAGAAUUCAAGCACGGGGAAGUUAAUUACUACACUGUGUUGGUGGGGAGUGCAAUAAUGUGGCAAGCUUUCUUCUUGGGAGCCAUUGGUGUUAUAUUUUGUGCCUCUUCUUUGUUUUCUGGUAUUUUAAUUGCGGUUUUGUUACCCAUCACGGAAGUGUUGGCGGUUAUUUUCUACAAAGAGAAGUUUCAAGCAGAGAAGGGUGUUUCUCUGUUACUGUCCCUUUGGGGCAUGGUGUCUUACUUUUAUGGGGAGAUUAAACAUGACAGAAAAAUGAAGAAGAAGGAGAAGAACAGUGACAUGGAAGCAACAGAGAUGCCUCAACUUCAGUAUACCUGA